This is a messenger RNA of Myxocyprinus asiaticus (Chinese sucker), 3722 nucleotides long. RefSeq names its product APC membrane recruitment protein 2-like. The record is from RefSeq and is a predicted model, not a curated record. The transcript has a single exon. Gene Ontology annotation, biological process: regulation of canonical Wnt signaling pathway. Bases 136 to 2106 code for a protein of 656 amino acids. Lineage: Eukaryota; Metazoa; Chordata; Actinopteri; Cypriniformes; Catostomidae. Gene Ontology annotation, molecular function: phosphatidylinositol-4,5-bisphosphate binding; beta-catenin binding. Gene Ontology annotation, cellular component: plasma membrane.
GCACAGGCAGCAGAGAGAAGUGUAUUGGGAGAGCGGGAAGGAGAGAAGUCAGCAGUUGGAGACAGGUUAAAAUAUAAGGGAGGAGAGGAAGAGACAAAACAGAGGGAUAUAGGGGUAUUAGACAUUUUGGUAGAGAUGGAGGUUCAAACCGAAUGCAGUGAACCACCUCCAUGUGACCCCCAGCCAACGGGAAAGCUCAACAAAGCUGCAUUCAAGCUGUUCGGUAGGCGCAAGUCCGGCAGCAGCAUGCCGAGCAUCUUCUCAGUCAGGAACAAAGGUGAAGCCACCAGUAAAGCCACCAGCAAGCCGCAGGAGCUCGUUAGGAGCAAAACCCAUGAUGGCUUAAUAACGGACACUCCCUCUGAGCUUGACGGCCACAGAAAAGAAGAGUCUGCCAGUGCUGACCAACUCCAGGCUGGCACGCCAGAUGGUGUGUCCUCCGCCCCCCUUCGCAGCUCCAUCACCAAGUCUUUCAGCUUCUUCUCUUUGCUGCGCAGAAGCAGCAGCCGUGCAGGAGAUGGAGUCUCUACGGUUGGACGGCGGGGACGUGGACUCAAGGGGCUGUUCAACAGCAUGCGUUGGCGACGAAAGACCCAGGCUCAUGAGGACUCAGGUGAGGUGCAAGAGGUGGCCAAGGAGGUGAAGGAAGGAGAUCCAAUACUUUCACCUGACAGCAUGAAAACAGAGAAGGAAUACAUUACUUUAACUCUUGAGCCCCUACCGCAAAUUUUUGAGGACAGUCCUCUCCCAGGGGAUGCAGGGAAAUUGAAGGGAAUGUCUAUGCAGGAAUUACAAGGUACUAAUGAAGUGGAGUGUGGCAGGUGUGUUGUACCUCUUUCAACACAACAUAUAGUCACUGAGGAGUUACCAGCUCCUCCACUCCGAGUCCAGACAGGUGGGCUCCAACAUGAUAAGCACAGCGAUUCAGCACACCUGUCUUCCAUUCCAACCUGUGCAUUGACCCCUCCAAUGGAGCACAGCACAGCUGACCCACCAUCUGAACAAUCUGUGGAUCGCCUAUGCUCCUUGUUCACUGAUGUUACUUCUCUAAAAAGCUUUGAUUCCCUAACAGGCUGUGGUGAUAUCAUCGCUGACCCAGAAGAGGAUUCUGGGAAUGGGGGAAGUGCCACAAGUAGUGGAAUGGGUUGCAGUAGUGGGGGCUGUAUGGGUCGCAGGCUAAGUGGAGCCGGGACAAACUCUGAGAGAUGUUCCCCUGCUAAGCCUCCACUUCCUCCUCAGGUUAGUAGUCUUGCAUCCAUCCAAGCUCCUUGCUACAUGCCAGCCCACCAAAGAGCACGUCCAGCUCCUAAAAAGCCACAGGGUAGUGGGGUUGUUGCCUACAUGGGUGGAGGGGAGGAGAUGGCUAGUCCUGAGAGUGUAGAUGAUGCAGACAUGCAGGGACUGUGGCACAUGUUGCCCCAGAAGGGUGAAGACUCCCCAGCUCCACUUUGUGCAGAGCCUGUACUUCAUCAUGUGCAGACCAGGCUUGAGAAGAAGCCACCACCACUGAAGGGACUUCAGGGUCUCAGUAAGAUCCCUGUUAGUGGAAGUAGCAAAAUGGGGAAGCAGGAACCCACACGUUCUUCCCUGCCACCUGUUGAUAAAGAACUUCAGGACGCCCCACCUAGUGAUGAAGGUUACUGGGAUUCCCCCACACCUGGCCCAGAUGAUGAGGACAGUGGCUUCCAUCGUCAGGAUGGCCUACUGAGGGACAGCUGCUCUGGCGAUGCGCUGUAUGACCUCUAUGAUCCUGACAGCCCUAGUACUGCUGGAUCAGAUGAUGAUGUAAGCUCACCAACAAAAUCUGCAGGUGAUCUAAAAAUGAGCUUGCCUUCCAAGAAAUGCUCAUCUUUCUCCACUUCCUCCUUCCGUUCCAUGAAAGGCAGCACCAGCCUACCUCGAGAUUCCAAGAUACCUAUUAGUGUGAGACAAACACCACCAUCCCACUCUUCCAGUCAGGGAGCACUGUCCUCCAAUCUUAGCCCCACUUCAAAAAGCCCCUCUAAAAAGACUGAUGCCCCACUACGCACUAGGAUCCCUGUCUCUAAGCUUCCUGUCCGUCGUUCUGGCAACAAGAGUUCCCCCACCACACAAAGCAGGAAGUAGAGAACUCAGAGGCCCAUCAGAUGUUUUUGACACUAGAGAAAAAUAAAUCACCAAGAGCUUUAGGCCAAAACAAAUGUUUUUAAUGUAAUAUCAAGCAAUCAUCCACUAUAUUGAUUUCACCCGUCUGCUGAGGACUACAUCUUUGCUGAGUUGUCUUAUCAUCAAAACUACAUAUUUUGUGAAGUAUUGCAUAUUACACACAGUUUUAUUAAGACAUUUGUAGAAUGCCCUACAAUAUGUAACACAUGACUUUCAUAAUAAUGUAAUGUUGAGUUCUUUACAUAGUUUACCAGCCUUUGGAAGCGGGAUAUUAUGGUGAGAAUGCUGAUCUUUUGAAGAAUGUUUAAUCAACAAAAGCUUAUCAUUUGAGUAUGUCCUUCCAAUCAAAUCAGCAACUGUGGGAAUUUCUGGGUUAUUCAUCACAUAAGCCCUUAGCACUGUGUAAAACGCUGCUGCAAUCUUCAUAUCUCCAGGAUUGUUCAAAAUAUGACCAAUUAUGAUUACUUUUUUAGAUGAAGCCAGGCCAAGCACUUCUAACACUCCAAGCUAAGCUACAUGGGGUCUUGUACACUCAAGGUGGAUCAGGGAACACAGCCUUUUGAUUGAGACACUCUUUUGUCUCACACAAUGUGACUUCCUGUUGAUAUAAAAUUCUUUCUUUUUACUGAAUCUUCACAUUUCUUACUUUUUUAUAUAGGACAAGGACCUCCCUAUGACCUCACUGUGGAUAUUUGUGGACUGCUUGUUUUGUCUUUUUUGAAACACAACUUGCAAAAAUAUACUUUGGAUCAUAAGUAUUACCCUUCUCUCAGUGAUUUUUACUACUCUAACUAACCUGGACAUACUGAGCUGGAUAUUUCUGAAUGUAGCAUGUCAUAACUCUAUACAAAGGUCUGUUUUAUUUUCCUGCUCAAUGAGAGAGAGAGAGAGAUACAGAGAAGCCCAUAUGCAUCACGAAAUAACUGUCUUCCGCCAAGUGUUCUCCAGGAGAUGUCGUUUCCCAGCAGCUAUUAGAUUUGGACUAAGCUUCCACAUGCACUGCAAAAAUUACUUUUCUUGCCAGUUUUUCCAGCAAAUUUGCAUUAGAUACUGUGACUUGUUUUCAGAGAAUGUAUUUUGAAUUAAGUUUUUUGUUCUUACCUCAUUGGCAAAUAUUUUUUUUUUCUUGUUUUAAGAAUAAAUGUAACAAAAUAUAGUGAUUUUUUUUUUUUCUGAAACAAGAAAAAAAAAAAAAAAUUGCCAUUGGAGUAAGACAAAUAAACUUAAUAUAUAUUCUCUAAAUACAUCUCAAGUAAAUGUAUCUUGUUUGAAGGAUAUUUAGGCCUAGAUAUUUUUUUUUUUUUUUACUGAAAAAUAGGACAAAAGAUCAAGACAAUAAGUUUUUGCAGUGUAGAGAGAUUUUGUCAUUAGAGCAUUUGGGGUUUAUCCACAAUUGUCAAUAACAUAUUUUCUAAUCUUUUGUUUUCAACACUGAGACAUUUUAUUUGUAAGUUCUAAGACAUUUUGUCUUCAGAAGGUACAUGAAAUGCCUUAUCUCUCUUAUAUGAAAUGAAGUGCUCCUUUUCUUAUUUAAUUAAUAAAACCACGCUCUGUGUACAUCCAGGAAGUGUACAUCU